AUGCCGAUAAAACCGUUUCUCUGCUUCUCCGUUCUCCUCGCGUUUCUUGCCGUUGCCGGAGGUGACUCCGGCGAAGCCGCCGAACUCGACUACUCCAAGCUUUCCGGUAUUAUAAUCCCUGGCUUCGCGUCUACUCAGCUUCGCGCAUGGUCUAUUCUUGAUUGUCCUUACUCUCCGCUCGAUUUCAAUCCUCUCGAUUUGGUUUGGCUCGACACUACGAAACUUCUUUCUGCUGUGAAUUGCUGGCUUAAGUGCAUGUUGCUGGAUCCUUACAACCAGACAGAUCAUCCUGAUUGUAAGUCACGUCCUGAUAGCGGUCUUUCGGGAAUUACUGAACUCGAUCCAGGUUAUAUAACAGGACCUCUUUCUUCUAUAUGGAAAGAAUGGAUUAAGUGGUGUAUUGAAUUUGGCAUUGAAGCUAAUGCAAUAAUUGCUGUUCCUUACGAUUGGAGACUUUCACCGUCCAUACUUGAAGAACGAGACAUUUACUUUCAUAAGCUUAAAUUGACAUUUGAGACCGCUUUCAAACUUCGAGGGGGCCCAUCUUUAGUUUUUGCCCAUUCAUUGGGUAAUAAUGUUUUUCGUUAUUUCUUAGAGUGGUUGAAGCUAGAAAUUGCCCCAAAGCAUUAUAACCAAUGGCUGGAUCAACAUAUUCAUGCCUAUUUUGCUGUUGGAGCUCCCCUUCUGGGUGCAACUGAAACCAUUGAAGCAACACUUUCUGGAUUCACAUUUGGUCUUCCAGUAUCUGAGGGAACAGCUCGGUUGAUGUUCAACUCCUUUUCUUCGUCAUUGUGGAUGUUGCCUUUUUCCAAGUACUGUAGAACAAAUAAUAAAUAUUGGAAGCAUUUUUCUGGAGGACGGCAAGUAGGCACCCAUACAUAUCACUGUGAUGAGGAGGAGUUUAAGUCUAACUUUUCUGGAUGGCCAACAAAGGUAGUCAACAUCGAAAUUCCCUCUAGCCGUGGAUUUGAUGCAUAUCCCACGUUUUCAGAAAUACCUGAGACCAACUUGUCCGGAAUGGAAUGUGGACUGCCUAUUCAAUUAUCUUUCUCAGCUCGUGAAAUAGCGGAUGGCUCCUUUUUCAAGGCAAUUGAAGAUUAUGACCCAGACAUCAAGAGGCUCUUGUACCAGUUAGAGAAAUCGUACAUUGGUGAUCCUGUUCUUAAUCCACUUACACCUUGGGACCGGCCACCCUUAAAAAAUGUCUUCUGUAUAUAUGGCAGUAAUUCAAAGACAAAGGUUGGUUACUACUUUGCCCCUAGUGGUAAGCCAUACCCAGAUAACUGGAUCAUUACAGAUGUCGUUUAUGAGUAUGAAGGAUCUCUAGUCUCAAGGUCAGGGAAUCUGGUUGAAGGAAACCCUGGAGCUAUAAGUGGUGAUGAGACGGUUCCAUACAAUUCUCUUUCCUGGUGCAAAAACUGGUUGGGUCCAAAGGUGAACAUCACAAGAGCUCCUCAGUCAGAGCACGAUGGCUCAGAUGUACAGAUUGAUUUGAAUGUGGAACAUCACUAUGGCGAAGAUAUUGUUCCAAACAUGACUAGAUUUCCUAGGGUUAAGUACAUAACAUAUUAUGAAGAUUCUGAAAGUCUUCCGGGAAAGAGGACAGCAGUUUGGGAACUUGAUAAAGCAAAUCACAGGAACAUUGUUAGAUCAUCAGUGUUAAUGAGGGAAUUAUGGCUUGAAAUGUGGCGUGAUAUCCAUCCUGAUGCAAGAUCAGAGUUUGUCACAAAAGCUAAGCGCGGACCUCUAAGAAAUGAGGACUGCUAUUGGGAUUAUGGGAAAGCUCGCUGUGCAUGGCCAGAGUAUUGUGAAUACAGAUAUGUUUUUGGUGAUGUUCACUUGGGACAAAGCUGCAGGUUGAAAUAUACUUCAGCUGAUUUGUUGUUGCACUAUUUAUAA
Molecule: messenger RNA, 1899 nt
Organism: Lathyrus sativus (Indian pea)
Lineage: Eukaryota; Viridiplantae; Streptophyta; Magnoliopsida; Fabales; Fabaceae
Source: the annotation of a GenBank genome assembly